Molecule: messenger RNA, 937 nt
Organism: Lycium barbarum (goji berry)
Lineage: Eukaryota; Viridiplantae; Streptophyta; Magnoliopsida; Solanales; Solanaceae
Product: cytochrome b5
Exons: 6
Coding region: 119-802 (227 amino acids)
Cellular component (GO): membrane; intracellular membrane-bounded organelle
Molecular function (GO): heme binding
Source: RefSeq, a predicted model, not a curated record
AAGUCACAAAAUUGUUAGGAUUAGAAAACCAAAAAGUAAAGAAUAUUGCUCCAAGUGACACUGCUCCCAGUUUGUAAAUCUUUGUUCUAUUGAUUGGUAAUUUGUUCAACUGGAAGCAAUGGUACUGAACAACUUCAAUGGAACCGGUGUCGGUUUUGGUGCUGGCAUUGGUUGUGGAUUUGGGGUAGGAUGGGGUUUUGGAGGCAUGCCUUUGAAUUUCUUGGGUCUUGGUGUAGGUGGCGGGUGUGGAAUUGGAGUAGGCCUCGGAUGGGGAUUUGGCACUGCUUUUGGUAGCCAGUACAGGAACUCUAGAGUUACAUUUGAAGGCAAAGAUUUCAAUAAAGAGAGUAGUGAAGAAAGAGAAUCAAAAGAAGUAGCCAAAGGCACUCCUCAAGUUGCACCACACAACUCAAAGCAAGAUUGUUGGAUCAUCAUCAAUGACAGAGUAUUAGACGUAACGAAGUUUCUGGAAGAACAUCCUGGAGGAGAAGAAGUGUUGAUUGAAUUAUCUGGAAAGGAUGCAACUAAAGAGUUUGAAGAUAUUGGGCACAGUAAAGCUGCCAAAAACUUGCUCUUGGAAUACCAGAUUGGAUAUCUUCAAGGCUACAGAAUCCCAGGUGAUGAUAAUUUAGAUACUGAUGACUCCUUCAAAGAACCAAUAAAGGCCAAAGAAAUGGAAGCUUUUGUGAUCAAAGAGGAUCCCAAGCCCAAGUAUCUGAUUUUUGUUGAGUAUUUUGUGCCAUUCUUGUUUGCUGCCUUCUUUCUCUAUUACCGCUAUCUCACUGGAGCUCUCAACCUUUGAACUCACAGAACAAAGGGGGUUAUCAUAUGAUUUUUAUCAAUAUAUAACUUUUUUUUAUGUCAAUCUUCAAAAAGGGAAAAAACCAUACAUUGUUGAUUUCAGUUCUGGGUUGUUAAUAGAGGUGAUUCUGGAAAA